AUGAGUUUCUACUGCAAGGUCCGCUUCACCCGCAAGAAGGUACUGCUGCUUGUGCUAGUGACGGUGCUUAUGGUUGCCAUUAUAGUGACAUACCACAAAUGGCGGCCAGCCGACCCGACUGCUUUUGUACAGACCAACGAUGGAAACCACAAUAAAAGACUUGGCUUGGAAGCUGCUACCAACCUUCCCAUUCGAUCGGUUAGUGACGAAAAAAAAGGUGACGGAAGAAGCGUCUUUAAUGAUCUUAAGGUUUCCAUAAGUGAUAGGAAAACGUCUAAUGGCGAAAAAGACAAGAGAAUCGUUAGAAACUGCCAACCGAAAUCAAACGUGGUGUUUCUGAAGACGCACAAAACGGCAAGUUCUACAGUACAGAACAUACUUAUGAGGUACGGCCUGGCCAGGAAUCUAACAUUUGCCCUACCCUAUCCUGGUCGUAUUCUGAGCCAUCAUCGCCACUUUUCAAAGUCAAAUGUCCUCCAGGAGCAAUUCCUUGGCAACCGCACGGCUUACAACAUCCUGUGCCAUCACAUGCGAUUUCACUACGACAGCAUCCGGGACCUCAUGCCAAAAGACACCGUGUAUGUCACCAUAGUAAGAAACCCGGUAGAUAUAUUUGAGUCGUCUUUUGAGUACUUUGGAUUUGGUCCAAUGUACAACAUAUCCCAGCCAAACGCACUAGAGACAUUUCUCGACAAUCCUUCAUACUACGUCAGGAAAUUCGGGGAGAUACCGCAUUCGCACAACUCCAUGUUCUACGACCUUGGGUACAACAACAGGGAUCUGACCUCACAGCAGACAAUAAAAUCCAUUAUUGAACAACUUGAUCGGAUUUUCUCUGUUGUCUUGGUAUCAGAUUACUUUGAAGAAUCUAUCAUCUUAUUGAAACAUGCUCUGUGUUGGGACAUCGAUGACGUCACGUUUUUCAAACUCAACUCUAGGAGCGAGAAGUCUGUACAUCACGUGACUGCAGACAUGGCGAGGAAAAUUCUUCAUUGGAAUAAGGCUGACGCCAUGUUGUUCGAUCACUAUAACAAAACAUUAUGGUCAAACAUUUCCCGCCUUUCUUUGACAUGGAAAAACGAAGUUCAAAAGCUUAAAGAAAGGAACUUAGAACUAAGAAACGCCUGCCUGGAAUCUGGUCGGGUGACAAUGGACGAAGUAGAAAAGGAAUUUAAAGUUUUUCAGCCAAAUGGAAUUUCUAUGAAUGGCUUUGUUCUGAAGGACAGCGCCAAAAAAAAUACGACAUGCAGGUCUCCCCGGCGCCAGAGCUACAAAAGACCAGGCACCCACGACAUCUCGCCUCCCUCAUACACUAAGGGAAUGAAUGAGGGAAGAAACACGCACGACAAUCGCGAAGGCCACACAUCAAGGAAUGCUAGUAACCAAUACUGGCGGGAUAACGGACCUCCCAAACCGAACCAGUACAGGGGAGCACGAGUGGGACCAUCCUCGCCGAGACCGUACGAGUCGACAGGUAACACAGUGAACUACGCCCCACCUAGGAUGUCAAACAGACCGGCCAAUCCCACCCCUCCCCCGCCACUCUACCCAAACCGACAGAGUCCGCCACCGCCACCAUAA
This is a messenger RNA of Branchiostoma belcheri (Belcher's lancelet), 1581 nucleotides long. Its product is annotated as galactosylceramide sulfotransferase-like. Lineage: Eukaryota; Metazoa; Chordata; Leptocardii; Amphioxiformes; Branchiostomatidae. Gene Ontology annotation, cellular component: membrane. The record is from RefSeq and is a predicted model, not a curated record. Gene Ontology annotation, molecular function: galactosylceramide sulfotransferase activity. The transcript has 3 exons. The coding region runs from base 1 to 1581 and encodes 526 amino acids. Gene Ontology annotation, biological process: glycolipid biosynthetic process.